UGUUACGAAUAAGCCAGACUUGAAACAGAUGAAAACGGAGCUGUUUGAGGUUACAUUUGGUUUGGAAAAGAUUAUCGUUGUCUUGGGAGGUAAAGAGUUUAUUGGAGACCAGAAUCCUGUUGGUACAAAAACACUUUUGCCUGAUUUAGAAAAGCAAGUUAAAUCCCUGCUGUUAGAGGCUGAAAAUUCAAAAUCUAAAGCAGAGGAGCUUGGUACCAAGUUGGCCGGAAGCCAACAAGUCGUGAAUGAAUCGUCAACUAAGGUUAAGUUGCUUGAAGAUUCUAUACAGGGUAAGACUGUUCUUCCUGAGAAUGUCCAGGAAAGGAGCAUCUUUGAAGCACCUUCUGCUUCCACUGGAUCAGAAAUAUCUGAAAUUGAAGACCCAGGAUCAUAUGGAAAGAACACAAUGCCUCCUGUGCCCUUAGCUCCGCACGUCCGAAGUAUGCGAAAAGGAUCAACAGAUCAUCUUGCACUUAAUAUUGAACCAGAAUCUGUUAGCUUGAUCAACAGUGAGGAAACUGAUGAGCAGAAAGGUCAUUUGUUCAAGUCCCUCAACACAUCCGGUCUCAUCCCAAAGCAAGGAAAGUUGAUUGCAGAUCCAGUCGAUGGAUUAUGGGUAUCCAGUGGCCAAGUUCUAAGCAGUCGUCCCAGAGCGAGGCUCGGCCUCAUUGCCUACUGUCUUCUCCUACAUAUAUGGCUACUCGGAACCAUUUUAUAAUGAAGUUCGUGAGACCAACAAUCCUCUGGUAUUCCUAUCUGCUUCCACAACGUUGCAUCAUGGAUAAAUAUGGUAGCCAUUCUGUUAUAUAUUUAAUAUCCGCACUCUCAAUUUUAGAAUUGUGGAGGAUGUAGGGUUCAUACUUUUGAAGGCAACAAUUGGUGAGUUGUUUCAAGUGAAGCGUUGCACAUUAUGAUAGUUAAUAGACUAAAAUUAAUAGCAUAUGAUAUAUGUUGUUAACAGUUUU
Messenger RNA from Hibiscus syriacus, 965 nucleotides. RefSeq lists its product as uncharacterized. NCBI's taxonomy places the organism in Eukaryota, Viridiplantae, Streptophyta, Magnoliopsida, Malvales, Malvaceae. The transcript is spliced from 5 exons. The record is from RefSeq and is a predicted model, not a curated record. The coding region runs from base 29 to 718 and encodes 229 amino acids.